This is a messenger RNA of Oppia nitens, 683 nucleotides long. Its product is annotated as putative defense protein 3. The record is from RefSeq and is a predicted model, not a curated record. The coding region runs from base 100 to 642 and encodes 180 amino acids. Lineage: Eukaryota; Metazoa; Arthropoda; Arachnida; Sarcoptiformes; Oppiidae. The transcript has a single exon. Gene Ontology annotation, molecular function: oxidoreductase activity, acting on metal ions.
UUAAGUUAAAUAUUUUUUCUUAAAAAAUAUUAUAAUUUUAACUAGAUAAUUUACUUGAUAAUAAAUAAUUAUUUAUAAAAAAACAAUCAAACAAACAAAAUGUCUAUUAUUUUCAAUAAAAUUAAUCUAAUUGUAUUAAUCAGUAUAAUAAUAAUUGUUAAUAUUUCUAUACCCUGUCUAUGCUUUCCUACCGGUGCUCCAACAUGGGCCUGUGCUGACCAGAAACCUGGACACGGUUUUCCACCGCAAAACUCGCCGUCACCCUAUCAACUGGAUGUCCAGCCACAGCAAAAUGGACAGUCGUAUAAGCUUACUAUCAAGUCGUCCAGUGGCCAAACAUUUCGCGGUUUCCUAAUCGAAGCCCGACUAGUGGUUGGCAAUGGUGUCGGUAGCCAACCGGUCGGCCGUUUCGAGUCGACAAACACGACUAUAGCUCAUACAAUCAAUUGUCCCGGCGGUCAAAACAAUGCUAUUACACACUCAAAUCCUGUUGACAAACAUGAGAUAAUUGUGCUCUGGUAUCCGCCACCGCAAGGAUCAACACCUGGACAGCACUCGUCGGUCAGAUUUGUGGCAACAGUAGUGAAGGUAUACAAUACCUAUUGGAUGAACCUAUUAUCAGCACCGAUACAAUUGAACUAAAAAUUUUAUUUUGUUGUUAAUAAGUUAGAUAUAUUCCCCCC